Molecule: messenger RNA, 450 nt
Organism: Dissoconium aciculare CBS 342.82
Lineage: Eukaryota; Fungi; Ascomycota; Dothideomycetes; Mycosphaerellales; Dissoconiaceae
Product: DUF1674-domain-containing protein
Exons: 1
Coding region: 1-450 (149 amino acids)
Biological process (GO): mitochondrial respiratory chain complex II assembly
Cellular component (GO): mitochondrion
Source: RefSeq, a predicted model, not a curated record
AUGCGUGCAGGCUACUUCUCUCGCAAUUUCACAACCACCAUUGCCAGGCCAAGCAGAUGGUCAACCGGGCCUGCGCCACCUCGCCUUCCCAAAGAAGACCAGGAAAUCUUCGAGAAGCUGCAACAGUCAUCUACUGGUGCUUUCAGCACGCCACGUCAGAUCGAGCCGGUUGCUGAAGCCGCUAAGGUCGAGGUCGUCGACACAGCAGAGACGCAAAUGAACAGCACGAGAUCGCCGGAGACAGAGAAGAUGCUGGAGCAGUUGCGCGAGAAGGCGCGAGUGGUUGCAAAAGGAGAUGGAGAAGAGCUGCAUCCCAAUGUGCGCAGAGGUGCGGCGCCAGAGUUUGAGGGAGAGGUGAACCCUCAAACGGGCGAGGUUGGAGGGCCCAAGAAUGAUCCUCUGCGCUGGCAGGGCGAUUGGAGCUACAAUGGAAGAGUCACCGAUUUUUGA